Drosophila mauritiana is the source of this 1596-nucleotide messenger RNA. RefSeq names its product CCR4-NOT transcription complex subunit 9 (gene Rcd-1). The coding region runs from base 306 to 1268 and encodes 320 amino acids. Lineage: Eukaryota; Metazoa; Arthropoda; Insecta; Diptera; Drosophilidae. Gene Ontology annotation, cellular component: P-body; CCR4-NOT complex; CCR4-NOT core complex. The record is from RefSeq and is a predicted model, not a curated record. The transcript is spliced from 5 exons. Gene Ontology annotation, biological process: negative regulation of translation; mRNA catabolic process.
AACUGAGCAUUACAGCAUCUGGCCACACUGUUCGGAACAAAAUAAUAGUCCUGGUUUUCGCCACUUGUUUUCGAUCAUAUUAGACUUGAACCAACGCAAAAAGGAUUUUCUGCCAACUUUAUCGAUAACCGCAACCGACGCCAACUUAAACCUCUUCCUUUUCGCAGGCUCUUUCCGUUCAGCGAAUUCUCUCCCGUGGUCCCGUUUCAUUCAGCGAAUUCUCGCCCUAACUAAGUUCAUUGCUCGCAGCGGCGUCAGUUCAUAACCAAAUCUAUUCAAGCUAACACGCAGAAAUCAGCGUUGCGAUGAGUGCUCAGCCAAGUCCACAUAUGAAUCCCCAGCAGCAGCAGCAGCAGACCGAGCAGGAGAAGGUAAGCCGAUGUCGGCAAGAACGCGUGCUAUUUCGCAGCUUUACCAUUUAUCUUUUCGCCCGCCAGGUGUACCAAUGGAUCAAUGAGUUGGCCCAUCCGGACACGCGUGAAACCGCUCUGCUCGAGCUAAGCAAGAAGCGCGAGACCGAUCUGGCCCCCAUGCUGUGGAACAGCUUCGGGACCGCUUGCGCCCUGUUGCAGGAGAUCGUUAACAUAUACCCAUCGAUAACGCCUCCAACUUUGACGGCCCACCAGUCGAACCGCGUGUGCAACGCCCUGGCGCUUCUUCAGUGCGUCGCCUCGCACCCGGAGACUCGCACGGCCUUCUUGCAGGCCCAGAUACCGCUCUACUUGUAUCCUUUCCUAUCGACCACGUCCAAGACCAGGCCCUUCGAGUACUUGCGCCUGACCAGUCUGGGCGUCAUUGGCGCUCUGGUCAAGACCGACGAACAAGAGGUUAUCACCUUUCUCUUGACCACCGAGAUCGUGCCCCUCUGUCUGAGCAUCAUGGACAGCGGAUCGGAGCUGAGCAAGACCGUAGCCACUUUCAUCAUCCAGAAGAUAUUGCUCGAUGAGUCGGGUCUGUCGUACAUCUGCCAGACCUACGAACGCUUCUCGCACGUGGCCAUCACCCUGGGCAAAAUGGUCAUCCAGCUGUCGAAGGAUCCAUGCGCCCGGCUGUUGAAGCAUGUGGUGCGCUGCUAUCUCCGUCUCUCGGACAAUACACGCGCUCGCAAGGCCCUGGGACAGUGUCUGCCCGAUCAGCUGCGUGACGGCACCUUCGCGGUGUGCCUGCAAGAGGACAAGUCCACCAAGCAGUGGCUGCAGAUGUUGCUCAAGAACCUGGAGCUCGGCGCCAAUCAGCAGCAGAUGGGCAUGUCGCCACUGGGCUCCUAGGGAGUGGAAGCGACAGCCCCAAACACCAUAUUAUUAUCCAUUCUAACGUCCAACUAUCGAUGAAUAAUCCAAACUGUUAAUUAACUGCUCGACCCAAUAUACAUGCACAUAUGCAAACAUACAUACAUACACAUACAUACAUACAUGCAUAUACAUACAUACAUGCACAUACAUACAUACACACACAUACAUAUUUCAUAAGCUUGCACGCGGAUUGCCUGAGUCGACUUAAGCAGAGCUGUAAUAUAAUAACUACUACAUAAACUAAAAAUAAAUUCAUGUUAAUACUAUGAUUGUCACUGACAGCCAAUAAAGACGAUACGAUAUA